Messenger RNA from Mercenaria mercenaria, 2509 nucleotides. Its product is annotated as protection of telomeres protein 1-like. Gene Ontology annotation, biological process: regulation of telomere maintenance via telomerase; telomere capping. The transcript is spliced from 12 exons. Gene Ontology annotation, cellular component: chromosome, telomeric region; nuclear telomere cap complex. Lineage: Eukaryota; Metazoa; Mollusca; Bivalvia; Venerida; Veneridae. The coding region runs from base 84 to 1859 and encodes 591 amino acids. The record is from RefSeq and is a predicted model, not a curated record. Gene Ontology annotation, molecular function: G-rich strand telomeric DNA binding; telomerase inhibitor activity.
AAUGGCUGGUUCUACAUUAUCGAGGAUAGUAAAGUUACUUCCCUUAGACGCAUUUACGCCAUUUGCUGUUUUACAACGCAGAAAUGACUACGGUUAGGAAAACGGAAAACUCUUCAAACAGAUAUGUUCCAUUGAGCAGUGUGAAAGUUCAUACGAAGGUUGAUGUAUAUGGAGUGGUCAAAUUCUUCAAACAGCCGUACAAAUCGAGGGGCAGUGACUACUGCGCAAUGGUUAGUCUAGUUGACCCUUCCUACAUGGAUCCUAUGGAUAAACUGAAAUGUUUGUUAUUUGCCAAGGAAAUGAGUAAACUACCACUUGUCAAGCUUGGACAGAUCAUCAGAUUUCACAGAUUGUCGAUUAGCGAGUUUGCAGGUUCACUACAAGGUCAAAACAGCCCAGGUUUUUCAUGGUUACUGUUCUCUGGGGAUGUUGGGGACCCAGUGGAACCUGUGAAUUCUUCUUCAUCAUCUUACAGUAUCACAGAUACAGACAGAGAAAAGGUGAAAGAACUUCGUCACUGGGCUAGUAACAAAGAUGAACUACAUGAGAAGCUUUGCUCAUUCAAUGAAGUUGCUGUUGGUGGUUUCUUUGACCUUGUCUGUCAGGUUGUACAGACCUCUGUGAUAGAACCUGAUGUAGGGAGAUUGUUGAAAGUCUGGGAUGGAACACAAUGUAUAUAUGAUGUGAGAAAUGUGAGUGCUGACUGUGAAGAACAAGCUGUGCAAAAAGAUGAAAAGUUAUUGCAGGAUGCUAAAGGUUUCCUGUAUGACGUCUGUGUGUUUGAUGACCAUUUUAGAACUUCUAGGAAUAUAAAGCCUGGAGAUUAUGUGAAGUUUAUAAAUCUUCAUGCUGCAGAAUACAAGUCUGCAAGCAGCCGGGAUGGUGAUCACACUGUUGUAGAGUUUGUCCUUCACAGAGGAGAUUCAUUUGGGAGAAGUGUUAAGGUGCUCCCUCAGAACAAUGUAGAUCUUAAUACAAUGAAACAAAGACAAGAUAUUGUUGCUAUGGAAAAUGGCAACUUUAAUUCUUGUGAAUCACAGGCAGAGUCUGCAGAAUGUAAAGGAGUGCAAGUUAUCCAAGGUCCUUCUACAUCUGGUGUAUCAGAGAACACAGGCAGAGAAAAUGGUGAAAAAGCAGCACGGCAGAAUGAACGUUCAGAAAUUAUUGUGGAAUCAUCUGAAGAACUUGAAAGUGAUAAGCUAGAAACAGUAAAAAGACAUGCUACUGACUCUGGUGAUAAAAGAUCUGUGAAAGAACUGAAAAAAGAAUGUGAUAGACAGCUACCUGGAGAAACUAGUGGAAGUUGUAUCAGUUCAAAUGAACCAAGAUGUAUGGCACAGAGUAGUACAGUGAUAUUGAAUCAUCCACAUACAAAAAGAAGAAAGAUAAAAGAAGUGUUAGAUCAUGCUGUUCCAAACAAGUUUAGAGUGAGAGCCAAAGUGUAUGAUUACCAUCCCAAAACAGGCACAGUGAAAACUUUCCUCAAACUUCACUGUUCUGUCUGCCAUUAUUUGUGUUCAUAUCCAGCUGCUUCUGCUGAUGUCAGUACUGAUGUCAGUAGGUCAGAUUCUCAGCUUCAGAUAGGCAGUACAUUUAAAGGAGUACCUCACUAUAAUUGUCCACAAUGUCUUCAAAACCAGGAUAGUCUGAAUGGUAACACUGUACAACUGUUUCAAGAAAUCGAGCCAGAAGACCUUCUGAAGGAUGAAUCCAGUUUUGUGCAGAUAAAGGAUUUUUUAACUCAGUUAUGUCCCCUUGACUUGACAGUGGAAGAGAGACCUUGGAUAGAGUGUUGUUUACAGUCAUAUAGUGUUACCCAAGGAACAGGCUAUCAAAUAUUUGACACUGUUGUUGUGUGAUCAACUCAGUGGGUCCCAACGUUGCCAUUUUAGUUGUUUUACAAGGACAUAAUCUGUAACUCAUUUGUUGUUAUGCCCCGGCAUCCACUGAUGCAGGAGGCAUAUAGUGACUGUCCUGUCCGUUCAUCUGUCCGUUCGUCCAUCCGUACAAGGUUAACCAAAUUGGACCAUUUCAUCUAGCAUCAAUACCCCUAACUAGAAUGACUUGAUACUAAUGCAGAUGUAACCUGUGACCAUUCCUCAUCUUCAGACAUCACCUGACCUCAGUUUGACCUUGACCUUGAACUUGACCUUGUUUUGGACUUAGGUUGCUUUGUAUCGACAAGGAUGCCACCGGGGGCAUCAAGCGUUUAUUGAACGCAGCUACUUGUUUUAUACUUGUCAGUGCUUAGAUGUUAUAAGAAUUUGUUUCUUACAUUCUAAGAGAUUUUCUGUGUUUCUUGACAUUUUAUACUAGUCUGUUUUUCAAACAGUUGUUCAUCCUGACAUCACUAUCCAUUGACUUAUGGAGAUGUAUUGUGUGGUAGAACAUAGUCCCCAAAAGUAUAUUUGGCAGACUACAUUAUAGGAAAUGCCAUGUGACAUCACUGUUUCCCACCAUAUUAAUUUCACACAUGAAAGCCUUAGCAGCAUAAAAAACUUAUAAUUGA